Messenger RNA from Acipenser ruthenus (sterlet), 2634 nucleotides. RefSeq names its product centrosomal protein 70 (gene cep70). The record is from RefSeq and is a predicted model, not a curated record. Gene Ontology annotation, cellular component: centrosome. Lineage: Eukaryota; Metazoa; Chordata; Actinopteri; Acipenseriformes; Acipenseridae. Gene Ontology annotation, molecular function: gamma-tubulin binding. The transcript has 17 exons. Gene Ontology annotation, biological process: cilium assembly; regulation of microtubule cytoskeleton organization. The coding region runs from base 537 to 2441 and encodes 634 amino acids.
AGUCAUCCUGAAAUGUUGGAUGUAAUUACAGUUGAACUGCCUUUAUAAAUUACUUACUUUCAAGUAUAGAAAUCGCUCUUAUUUUUUUUAAAGCUUGUGUUUAAAUGAGUUGCCGUUUCAAUACUGUGAUUUAAAGGUUCUUGAGGGUAUCAUGGGGAUACUUUUGAGACAAAAUCUUUGGAAACUCAGAUUUCUAAAGGAAUACAAAUCUAUGCACAUUUUAUAAGGCAUUUAGGCUAUUAAAACUGAACAUCCUGACUGAACAGUAAAUCCUGCUUUCCAUCACCCAGUACAAUGACCCCAUUGUGAUUCUCAAUGGCGAUCAGUAACUUGAUGCUUGACAGUGUCAGAUCAGGGGAGCACAGAAAGAGCACAGGAGGGGAAAAAAGCGAUGCAGUGAAAAGAAAGUAUUUGAAAGACCUGAAGUGUGGUAUUGGGUAAGAGUAUUAGGAGAGAACGCUUUGUUGCAGUUACUGGACAGGCAAGGUCUUCUGUUUAUCUCUUAGUCUUCUAAGCAAAGGGCAGAAAGAAAGGCAAUGGACAGCAGAGUGCAACACAGGGACAAAACAUAUGUGUAUCUGUGGACUUGCAGGCAGUUCCAGCAGGAGCAAGCCGAAUGGGAAGGAAUAAACCGACUACUUCAGCAUCAUGGCUUCAAACCCAUUCAGCUUGCAGACCCUAUGGAAAACAAAAACCUAUCGGAUGUGGUUCUCCUGGAUAAAAAGUCUGCUGCAGAAAUUAAACUUAUACUAAAGUCUUUGGUAAAAGAUACUGAGCGAAGACAGGCAUUGAUCCAGGAGCUAAUUCAGUCUAAUAACCAGCUAAAAGAUGAGGUCCAGCAGCAGGAGGCUCGAGCUGCUCGUCAGUCACAGCGUGCUUCUGAUCUGGAGAAAAUCUUGGAUGGCGUCAAGACCAAGAUUCAAGACCUGGAGGAUGACUAUAUUGCUAAGGCCGCUCGGCAGCAGAACCAGAUGAAGCAGCUACAGACGGAUAAAAAGGACUCGCAGAAACGUUACCGUCUUCUGGAACAGAAAGUAGGCGAAGAGAAAGAGGUUAUUUCUCAGCUGCAGAAGAGGCUAGAGUGUGUUGUAAAUGAAGAAGACAAACGCACAACCAGGCAAAACAAAGUCUUUCAGCAGUUUCGCAAGAGAGGAGCCAAAGAAAGCUCUGUGCUUGAUCAACAGCUUCUGGAUGUGAUUGAUGCCUAUGAAACUAAGAUCCAACAUCUGCAGACAGAGCUAAGGAAGUACAAAGGAGAUACUGAUGAGAGUUCCCAGGAGGAAUUACCCGUUAGAAGAAAAAGACAAGACAAAAAUGAAAUACUAGAUGCAACUCCAAAUUAUAAAGCACUUCUCAAGUCCUACCAAGACCAGCUUAAGGAAUCCAAAGCCCAGAAGGAACAGAUGAGGCAAGAACAUGUGAAACUAAAACAGGAGCUAGAAUCAAGGCCUACAGCGAAGGAGCUGAAGUCAUGCAAACAGCAGUUGAAAAGGAUGGACAGAAUUAUCCAGCGGAGUAACAUCACGUCUGCAGAGCAUGGCAAUAAUGAAAACGAUGAAGGUGCAGACCGCACAGAGGUUGAGCAUAUAGACUGCUUGCAUGCUAACAUCUGCAGGAGAUUUUUAAAGAGUAUUUGCAAGGAACUGAACGUCCAGGAUAUAAAUGACCUUGUCCCAGCUGCAAGAGUGAGAGCUAAAGAAGCAGAAGCCAAUCCUAAACUUGUGAAGGUUUUGAGUGCUAUAAAAACAGUUGUGAGUAAUCAGAGAGCCCCACUGUUGCAGUCCCUCUCUGACACUGUUGAGGAACAAGGAUAUGAACAACUUCUUCCUACAAUAGAGAUGUGGGCUGAGCAGUUGGUAUCUUUAAAGGAUCUGCAAUGUGUUCUGAAGAAGUUAAUGCUCAGACUGGUUCCCUGGCAUUCCUUUGGCACCCACGACCCAAGCAGUGGAGUACGGGUAGAACAUUUGCUGUUGAUGGUUGACAUUCUGUUGAAAGAAACGGAAACAAAAGACAAGGAAGUCAAAAAGCCCUCCCAGCAAACCCUGCAAGCAAUAGUAUCCCACUUUCAGAAGCUGUUUGACGUGAACUCCAUUAGUGGUGUUUACCCCCGGAUGAGUGAAGUGUACAGCAAACUGGGAGAAAUGACAAAUGCAAUGAGAAAUCUCAGAGACCUCUUGGGACUGGAUGACUCCACUCCUCCCAGUGCAUUGGUAAAUAUGGUGGGCAAACUUUGCUGUUCAAUAAAUGAUGGCACAAGCCAGCAAGUACAGCAGUUGCUGGGCACCCAGGACAUUGAGAGUAUCAUCAACAGGUUGGAAGAACAUGAGGAGUUUUUUCCAGCAUUUCAAGCCCUUAUCCAGGAGUUGCUUCAGAUUCUAGAUGUCAACCACCUGGAUGAUGUUCUGUCAACAGUCCGUUCACUAAAGCUGUUAGCUGAAUAAGAAGCAACGUUAAAUGUGGUUUUGUAUUUUACAUUUUUGUACAUUUUUAACCUGUUAUGGUGAUAAACUAAAAUUAUAUAUAUUUGUUUUUUUAGCACUUUGAUAUAGCAAGUUUAUUUUUGUGGAAUGUUUUUUAUUGUGUUUGUUUGAAUUACUUCAUUACUCAAUUAAAUGAAUAUUGCAUUUGCUUCUA